This is a messenger RNA of Trichophyton rubrum CBS 118892, 2368 nucleotides long. RefSeq lists its product as uncharacterized. Gene Ontology annotation, biological process: phosphatidylinositol-mediated signaling; lipid metabolic process. The coding region runs from base 347 to 2368 and encodes 673 amino acids. Lineage: Eukaryota; Fungi; Ascomycota; Eurotiomycetes; Onygenales; Arthrodermataceae. The record is from RefSeq and is a predicted model, not a curated record. The transcript has 4 exons. Gene Ontology annotation, molecular function: phosphatidylinositol-4,5-bisphosphate phospholipase C activity.
GGAGUACACUGUAGCAGUGACAGCAGCAGUACCUGUAGUUAGAUGGUGAGUGGUGGUGGUGGUGUUGUUUGUUGGUGGUGACGACGGAAGAAGCCAAUGAAACCCGCGGGUUCCCACUUUAAGGCCGGAACAUCGUCAGCGUCAGCGUCAACGCCAACUUCAACUUCAUCCCUUCUCACCACCAUAUAAACAAACAGGACCAGACGUCGAACUUGGAGCUCGAUAUCCAACUACGCGCUGUCUAGAAGCAGAAGAAGCCCCUUAGAAGCGCUUUUAGCAUGGCAUAGAGGACCGCUGCUCAGCUUUGCCGCGAGGGCCUUUUACAAACAGCCUGCGUGUUCCCAAAAUGGCAUCUCCAACGACAUCUGCUCCAGCAGCGCCGUCAACGUACAAAGUCGACUCUUUUAAUCCUGCCGUCCUGGCCCAUCUGAAGCGCAUCUACGAGUCGCUGCAGCCACAGGGACAGACGCCUACAGGACCGGACGGUGCAACCCUCUCUGCCUCUGCUCAUUUCUUGCAGGAUAUCCAAAAGGACCAGCAUUUCAAAGCUGACCAGCCUCGCAGUGGCCAGCAGCAUGGCGUUCUCGACAGCUUCUCAAGCUUCCUGGAAUACAUGUCAACUGCCUUAGCAAUGCCGCAGUUUUCGGACACACAGGCGUACGAAGAGGAUCUAUCGUUUCCCAUGCCCAAUUAUUUCAUUAAUUCAAGCCAUAACACCUACUUGACUGGCAACCAGCUAUACAGCGAUUCCAGUACAGAAGUAUAUAAAAACGUUCUACUCGGCGGCUGUAGAUGUCUUGAGAUUGAUGUCUGGGACGGUGUACCAGACUCAUCGAGCUCCGAGUCAGAAGACAAUCCAGAAGAUGGUCACAAAAAGAUGCACAAGAAGAGACACGAAAAGGCUCAAAAAGAGAGCGCUGGCCUGUUCAGCUUGUCAUCUCUUUCAGAUCGCUUUGAUAAACUCAGCACCAGAAGCACACCUGAUGCUGUGCCUGCUAAGGCCCCAGCAACAGAUGCAACACGCUGUGAACCCCGAGUAUUUCAUGGUCAUACACUAACUAAAGAAGUAACAUUCCGUGAUGUAUGUUACACAAUCCGUGAUAAUGCAUUUGUAACGAGCGACCUGCCAGUGAUCGUCAGUCUGGAGGUGCAUGCUUCUCAUGAACAGCAAGAGGUUAUGGUUGAUAUCAUAACUGAAGCAUGGGAAGGGCUUCUUGUGGAGCUCACACCUGAAAUGGAUGCCCAGAUUGCCAAUGGAGACUUAAACCAUCUUUCUAACCCAGGCUCCCUGAGGAAUAAAAUCCUGAUAAAGGUGAAAUGGGUAUCUCCUGAUAAAGAUGAUACCCCGCCCGCCGAAGGGUCUAUCGAGGUCGUCGACCUUCAGACUGUGGGCGGAGACGGUGACGGAGCUCAGAAUAAGUUCGUAGCUGGAUCGACGUCGACGAAAACAAAGCCUCAAAAGAUCAUUCAGUCCCUUAGCCGACUCGGAAUAUUCACGCGCGGUUAUACUUUUCAUAACUUUUCUCAACCUGAGGCGAAGAUACCACAUCAUAUAUUCUCGCUCUCAGAAGCUGCAGUGAAAGCUGCACAUGAAAAGGAACGUCAAGCAUUAUUCGAUCACAACAAAGAAUUUAUGAUGCGAACUUAUCCCUCAGGAAUGCGAGUAGAUUCCUCGAAUUUAGACCCAUCUUUUGCCUGGCGUCAAGGCAUUCAAGUUGCUGCUCUCAACUGGCAACGCUACGACAAAGGAAUGAUGCUGAACAAAGGGAUGUUCGCAGGAAGUGGGGGAUGGGUGCUGAAACCCUCGGAGUAUCGUGGAUCGGCUGCUCGCAGCAGUUCGACAAGCUCAUCGCCGCAGGAGCAGAUGGCGGCCGCUGUCAACGACGGGGGUCCUAAUGGUGUGCAGGCAAGUACGAGUGUUCGACGCAAAGUGAAUUUGUCUAUUGAAAUCUAUGCAGGACAGAACAUAAUGGCGGGGGAUGGGAAGUCAAAUCACAAAAGUUUCCAUCCAUAUGUAGCCUGUCAUUUGCAUGUUGAACGACCCAAGGACAGCAUCCAUGCUACCAGCAAGGAUUAUGACAGCAGUGACCCCAAUUACAAAUGUCGAACUAAAACUUGCAGUGGCGCCGAUCCGGACUUUGGAGGCCAAAUCCUCCAAUUCCCAAGCGCUCCUGGGAUUCUUGAAGAGCUCUCUUUUGUCAGGUUCAAGAUUAAAGACGAUAAAAUCGGUAUUGACGAUUUGCUUGCAUGGGCUUGUAUAAGGCUAGAUCGCCUACGUCAAGGUUUCCGGUUCAUUCGGUUAUUCGAUACCAAUGGGAAACCAACCGAUGGAAUACUUUUGGUUCGGAUAUCGAAGCGCGAAGAGUAA